AUGGACAGCGACCUCAUCGCACUCGUCAACAAGCUCCAGGACACGUUCAACGCCAUCGGCGGCGACGCAGUUGACCUGCCGCAGAUCGUCGUCGUUGGCUCCCAGUCGUCGGGCAAGUCGUCCGUCCUCGAGACUAUUGUCGGACGCGACUUUCUUCCUCGCGGCUCGGGCAUCGUGACCCGCCGCCCACUCGUCCUCCAACUCAUUCACACCUCUGGCCUUGGCGGAGCCACUCAGGCGAGCACGUCGCAAGGUGGCCGCAGCUCGCCAGACCGCAACACGCUCGACGACGGGUACCUUCCAGACCUCGGCGGCGGCAAGUCUGGCUCAGGCCGCUCGAUGGGCGGCGACACUGGCAUCGACUAUGCCGAAUUCCUCCACCUCAACCGCCGUUUCACCGACUUUGACGAGGUCCGUCGGGAGAUUGAGGCCGAGACCUUCCGCGUUGCUGGCCAGAACAAGGGCGUCUCAAAGCUGCCCAUCAACCUCAAAAUCUACGGACCAGGUGUACUCAACCUCACCCUUGUCGACCUUCCUGGUCUCACCAAGGUGCCCGUUGGCGACCAGCCUAGCGACAUUGAGCGCCAGAUCAAGAACCUCGUGCUCGACUACAUCACCAACCCCAAUGCGGUCAUCCUCGCUGUUUCCCCGGCCAACGUCGACCUGGCCAACUCUGACGCUCUCAAGCUGGCGCGCACGGUCGACCCCCGUGGCCUUCGCACGCUCGGUGUGCUCACAAAGCUCGACCUCAUGGACGCCGGGACCAACGCCCUCGACGUUCUCACCGGGCGGACAUACCCGCUCAAGCUCGGGUUUAUUGGUGUCGUGAACCGCUCGCAACAAGACAUCAACCUCGACCUGCCGAUGGAGGACGCGCGCCGCAAGGAAGAAGAGUUCUUCACGCAGCACCCUGUGUACCGCAACAUUUCUCACCGCUGCGGCACGCGCUUCCUGGCCAAGACUCUCAACUCUGUGCUCAUGAACCACAUCCGGGAAAAGCUCCCAGACAUGAAGGCGCGUCUCAACACGUUGAUGGGUCAGACGCAGCAGGAGCUCAACUCGUUUGGCGAUGCAACCUUCCUCGGCGAGCAACACCGCGGCUCGCUUAUCCUCAAGCUCAUGACCGAGUUUGCCCGAGACUUUGUCUCGUCCAUCGAGGGUACGAGCCUUGACAUCUCGACCAAGGAGCUGUGUGGCGGCGCGCGCAUCUACUACAUCUUCAACGAUGUGUUUGGUCACGCUCUGCAGUCGAUCGACCCCACUCAGAACCUCACCGUUACCGACAUCCGCACCGCGAUCCGCAACUCGACCGGCCCCAGGCCCUCGAUGUUUGUUCCAGAAGUGGCGUUCGACCUCCUGGUCAAGCCGCAGAUCAGGCUGCUCGAGUCACCGAGCUUGCGUUGUGUCGAGCUCGUCUACGAGGAACUGAUGAAGAUUUGCCACAACUCGACCAGCCCCGAGCUCCAGCGGUUCCCCGGCCUCCACGCCCAGCUCGUAGAGGUCGUGUCGGAGCUCCUCCGCGAGCGUCUUGGGCCCACGUCCGACUACGUCUCGAGCUUGAUCCAAAUCCAGGCAGCAUACAUCAACACGAACCACCCCGAUUUCCAGGCUGGCACUGCUGCCAUUGCGCGUGCUGGCGCCCAGAUCUCGCUCCCGCCACCCAGGCCGCUCAUCUCGCCUGACGAGUCGGUUCUCGAGGGCGACGAGUCUUCGUCCGACUCGGACGCUCCUCUCCCUGUCAAUGGUAGCACUAAGGGCCACCAUCACGGCAAGGGCUCGACCAUUUCUGUGCCCGAGGCUCGCAACUCUGGCUCCAAGAUCCUCGACGCGGCCAAGUCAGGACACUUCAGAGCCUCUUCGCACUCUGGUCCCCGGUCACCGCACCCAGGGUCGACACAAGCGGGUCUCGGUAGCUCGCCAAACCACAACGCCAACAAUGCCAAGGAGACGUUCCUCAACUACUUCUUCGGCGGGCCAAACGGGCCAAACGGGAUGGGCCCAGGGCCAUCUGGCGCUGGCCACCACCGCCGUGGCGGUCCCGAACCCCGCACAGCAGCGACGUCGACGCAUGACAUCCUGCCGGAUCUCGGUACGCGUAGAACUGGCGGUGCUCCCGGCAGCCUGGACCAGACGAACGCGGCCUUUGACAUGAAGAGCCUAAGCAAACACAUCGACCCGUCGGAGCAGCCCGUCCAUCUGACGCCGAAGGAGGAGAUGGAGGCGAACCUCAUCCGCUCCCUCAUUGCCAACUACUUCAGCAUUGUGCGACAGACGAUCCAGGACCUGACCCCUAAGGCGAUCAUGCACCUGCUCGUCAACUUCUCGAGGGAUGCGAUCCAGCAGCGCUUGGUCACGCAGCUUUACAAGCCAGAGCUGUUCGGUGAGCUGUUGCACGAGGACGAGGCGCUCGUGGCGGAGCGGACGCGCGUCAAGUCCCUGUUGGACGCGUACAAGGAGGCGUUCCGUGUGCUGUCCGAAGUGUCCCUCAAGAGCUCGUAG
Messenger RNA from Cutaneotrichosporon cavernicola, 2499 nucleotides. RefSeq lists its product as uncharacterized. The record is from RefSeq and is a predicted model, not a curated record. Gene Ontology annotation, biological process: peroxisome fission; mitochondrial fission. Gene Ontology annotation, cellular component: mitochondrion; peroxisome; membrane. The transcript has 5 exons. The coding region runs from base 1 to 2499 and encodes 832 amino acids. Lineage: Eukaryota; Fungi; Basidiomycota; Tremellomycetes; Trichosporonales; Trichosporonaceae. Gene Ontology annotation, molecular function: GTP binding; GTPase activity; microtubule binding.